Molecule: messenger RNA, 1427 nt
Organism: Diospyros lotus (date-plum)
Lineage: Eukaryota; Viridiplantae; Streptophyta; Magnoliopsida; Ericales; Ebenaceae
Product: rac-like GTP-binding protein 5
Exons: 7
Coding region: 241-840 (199 amino acids)
Biological process (GO): regulation of actin cytoskeleton organization; small GTPase-mediated signal transduction; establishment or maintenance of cell polarity
Cellular component (GO): cytoplasmic vesicle; cell cortex; plasma membrane
Molecular function (GO): protein kinase binding; GTP binding; GTPase activity
Source: RefSeq, a predicted model, not a curated record
CUUGCUGCCUGGGCAGAAAGAGCCAUAAAGAGAACUUUCACUGCUUUUCCUGCUCUUACACCCCCCCACCCAAAACAACCACUUUCCUCCUUCCCACUCCAAAAUCUCUGCCAAGCACAGGAAACAGAAAGGCAGAGCUCUCUCUCUCUCUCUCUCUCUGAGAAGGGUUUUUGAGCCGUCGGAUAGAAGCUUCUGGGCAGUGGGAAUUGGUUCUGCCUUGGAAUUGUUCAGUAUAAUGAGAUGAAUACUACCACCGCAACAAAGUUCAUCAAAUGUGUCACAGUGGGAGAUGGAGCCGUUGGGAAAACUUGCCUUCUCAUCUCCUACACCAGCAACACCUUCCCCACUGAUUACGUUCCAACUGUUUUUGACAACUUCAGUGCCAAUGUCAAGGUUGAUGGGCAUACUAUAAACCUGGGUCUUUGGGAUACUGCUGGGCAAGAAGAUUACAACAGGCUGAGGCCUCUUAGUUAUAGAGGAGCUGAUGUUUUUGUCCUUGCCUUUUCUCUAAUAAGUAGGCCAAGUUUUGAAAAUAUAUCGAAAAAGUGGGUCCCUGAACUAAGGCAUUAUGCUCCAUCAGUACCCAUUAUUCUAGUGGGGACAAAACUAGAUUUGAGAGAAGACAAGCAAUUUCAAAUGAAUUAUCCUGGUGCAUCUACCAUUUCUACAGCACAGGGUGAAGAACUAAAGAAGCAAAUUGGAGCAGUGGCAUAUGUAGAGUGUAGCUCCAAGACGCAGCAGAAUGUGAAGGUUGUCUUCGAUGCUGCAAUCAAGGCGGUUUUGCAGCCGCCAAAGUCCAAGAGACACAGGAGAAAACACAAAGGCUGCAGCAUACUUUAACCGCAUCUUUCAACUGAUAUGAUUAGAAUGCUCUCUUGAUGAUGAAGAUGAACUCUCUUCCCAUCCUCUGUACAAGAUUAAGAAGAUGAUCUUUUCUGUCCAUUCUUUUCUUUCUUGGUGGGACUUCUUCUUCCUUUAUAUUCUUCUUCUGCGAGAUGUUUACUAUGCCAGUUUGUUUUUGCUGCCCCGUGUUAUUUUUAUCGUAAAAAAGAUGAUCUGGAGCUUGAAGAUGGUUUUCCAAAAUUGAAAGCAAAUUGUUCCUCAUUCUUGGAUGAAGAAUCCUAUUUCAUGUUGCAGAAAAGCAAUAGAAAGUCAUUGGAAAUACGGUGCUUUUGUAGACAAUUUACCUGUAUUGAAAGGGUAAGGGGCCGAUGGAACCAGAGGUUUCGACUAGAUCUCUGGAACCUGUCAUUGGGACGAUGGGUUCCGGGGAUCUGAACCCAGAGAGGGAGAGAGACGCGCUGCUGCUGCUUCUUCUUCUUCUUCAUCCAGCGACCGCCGACGUGGGCGCAAGCGGUGCAACGUGCGAAUGAUGACGACCAGUGAUGGCGGAAGGCAGUAGUGAAGACGCCGAAGUGAGAUUGGGG